Myiozetetes cayanensis is the source of this 2091-nucleotide messenger RNA. It is a transcript of the gene CTNS, whose product is annotated as cystinosin, lysosomal cystine transporter. Gene Ontology annotation, molecular function: L-cystine transmembrane transporter activity. NCBI's taxonomy places the organism in Eukaryota, Metazoa, Chordata, Aves, Passeriformes, Tyrannidae. Gene Ontology annotation, biological process: L-cystine transport. Gene Ontology annotation, cellular component: lysosomal membrane. Bases 290 to 1393 code for a protein of 367 amino acids. The transcript has 11 exons. The record is from RefSeq and is a predicted model, not a curated record.
AAACCGCCCCUUCCCCAGCCCUCCCCGCUGACACGCGCACCCUCAAGCCGGACUUUUUGUCGAAAACCAGACUUGACAAAAACCAAACCAGGACAGCGCCCGGCCCGCCCCAUCCCCACUCGCUGCUCUCCCCCCUCACACACCCGCUCCGCCACACCCAAGAUGGCCCCGGGGGCGGCCGCAGCGGCGCGGGGGGCGCUGGGCGGGGAGUCCACGGGCCAUCGCCUCACGUGAGAGCUGAAAAGGGAAGAGCCGGGAGGGCGCCGGGCGCUGAAGGAGCUUUUCCACCAUGAGGACGCGGUGCCUGCUCCCCGCUCUGCUGAGCCUCUUUCUUGUGCUGCCGGGGCCUGGCGAUGGAGUCAUUGUAUUGUCUGUCCCUGAAGUGGUUUCUUUAGAAAGUGGAAGUUCAACAAACGUCACCAUCUCUCUGAGGGCUCCAUUAAAUGAGACACUGGUGAUAACUUUUAAUAUUACACACUCCUCAAAGAACAGCACCAUCGUUGAACUGCCUGGUGAAGUACAGUUCCCUGCAGGUCACACUAAAGCAGACUUCCAAGUGAAAGCAGAUGAUGUUGGACAAGUAACAGUUUAUCUUUAUGCCACUAAUUCCAGCUUAACUGGACCUAGGAUUCAAUUCCAAGUGAUCCACAGCAUCAUAGUGAGAUAUGCUGAUGAGGUGAUUGGCUGGAUCUAUUUCGUUGCCUGGUCCAUCUCCUUUUACCCUCAGCUCUUUGAGAACUGGCGACGAAAAAGUGUUGUUGGACUAAGCUUUGACUUUAUAGCAUUAAACCUGACUGGCUUUAUAGCAUACAGCGUGUUUAACGUUGGCCUCUUCUGGAUUCCCUUGAUUAAGGAGGAAUUCCUGGUCAGUUAUCCCAGCGGGGUGAACCCCGUGGCCAUCAAUGAUGUUUUCUUCAGUCUCCACGCAGUAGCUCUGACUCUGCUCACCAUCAUUCAGUGCUGCAUCUACGAGAGAGCGGGGCAGAAAGUAUCCAAAGUUGUUGUUGGACUGCUGGCACUUGCAUGGAUCUUCACCUUCACAACACUGUUCCUUGCUGCAGCUGAGGAGAUGACUUGGCUACAGUUCUUAUUCUGCUUCUCCUACAUCAAGUUGGCAGUCACACUGAUAAAAUAUUUUCCUCAGGCGUACAUGAACUUCCGUCGGAAAAGCACUGAGGGCUGGAGUAUUGGGAAUGUGUUACUGGACUUCACUGGUGGAAGCUUCAGCCUUCUCCAGAUGUUUCUGCAGUCAUACAACAAUGAUCAGUGGAAGUUAAUCUUUGGAGAUCCAACCAAGUUUGGCCUGGGUGUCUUCUCCAUCAUCUUUGAUAUUGUUUUUAUGGUCCAGCACUACUGCCUUUACAGGAGACGAGGGUAUGAACCUUGUGAAUAACAAACAUCACUUUAAACUGAACUCACCCCUACACUGGCUGAGGGCUUUCAAGAUUCCUGCUGCCAGUCACCAGGAAUCCUGAUUCUGAUCUCUGUCUAUAAUUUGAUCCUCUCUGGUGUGGAAUGUUGCCCUGCCAAACACUGAUUACCAGAUGCCUUAAGGACAGACAAGCUCUCUGGCCACCACCUGCACAUGGGAGACUCGUGCCUGUUGAAGCUGCACACACAGUUUUAGCCUGAGCACUCCAAGCAACACGUGGCUAUUUUUUCAUUAGCAACAGGGAAGGGAAGGGAAAGACCAGAGUGAUGUCUUUCUCAUUGGGAGUGAAGCACAAAGAACAGAGUUUUGUCUUCCAGAAAUCUGAGAUCUUGUUCAAGCAACCACUUAAUAUCUUAGUGGAGUGACUGAAGACUGUGGAUCCAAGUGCUGCUGCUGACUCCUCAGACAGCUCACAGCACCACUCAGGCUGGCAGUUAACAGCCAGACUGGGACACAACAAUAAUGGGGUUGGUAACAAAUGCACAAAUAUUCGAAUUUUAACUCUUUAUUAAAAAAAUUCUAAGAAGCAGAAACUGUAUUCUUAUUUCUAUUAUUUCACUAAAAGCUCUUUCAAAGGUGCUAAGACAAGUGCUCAGAAUACUUCUGGUUGCUAACUUCAUUUUGCUCAGUUGUACUGACAUGCCUUAAAUCCUGAUGGG